GCCAAUUUAGCGCCAUAAAAAUGCGCCGAAUUAUCCACAAACAGCUCCUUUUUGCGGUGUAAUCACGAGAGUACAGACAACUAUAAACGAAUUACUUUGAUAACGAAGAAAACAUAAAAAUACGAUAAUUCUCAGGCGUGUUCUGCAGCCAGAAGCGCCGUCCCUUUUCUGUCACUUCCACGCGCUUCUGUGGACGUUUUUUCCGCGAUGGACUUUGCAGUUAAGGACAUCUUCGUAAAGUAGCCCGAGAGAGAAUACCUGUAUCCUCCAGGGAAAACCACAUGCGAUAAAUAAGGGAAAGACAAAGCCGUAUCCGUCUCAGUGCCGGAGUCACUUCUGCCCUCAAAGUGUCAGCGAAGUCGUGGGAAAUUAAAAUAAUGACCCGGGAGGAGCAUGAGCGAUAAAAAGCAGAGCCGCAGAGGCAGCUCCGCACAUCAGCUGAUCCUCAAACGGGACACAUCAUGAAGGCGCUCAGCGUGUCUCUAACACUCGCUGUUUUUCUGGCCCUGAGCCGAGCGGUCCCGUUCAACAACAACAACAACAACAACAACAACAACAACAACAACAACAACAACAGCAGCCUCUCCACCAGGAACUCGGGCCUGUGCGAGUACGUGAUAGAGCAGAGCAUGCACAUCAGCGGGGCGUUCGUCCCGCAGUGCGACUCUUACGGGAACUUCAUGCCGCAGCAGUGCUCGACCUCCAACUGCUGGUGCGUCAACGUCAUCACCGGAGAGGAGAUCCCGAACACGAGGACACUGCUGGGCGCCACAGCCGUUAACUGUGACAGCGAGUUCUACUGCCCGCAUGGCUGGUCUCGCUUCGGAAGACAGUGUUUCAUCUUCAUCGACAGCCCGAAGACUUGGGCUGAAGCCGAGGGUUACUGUCUGUUCGAAGGGGCCAACCUGGCGUCAGUCCACAGCUACGAGGAGGAUUACUUCAUCCAGUCUCUGACCAGAGGAGACGGCCACGACUUCCCGCACGCCUGGAUCGGUGGCCACGACGCCAUACACUUCUCUUUUUGGAUGUGGAGCGACGGCUCCAAGUUUCGAUACGAAAACUGGCAUUCGGACUACAGAGUGGAGAGAACUGAGCACUGUCUGAAGAUGAAUUAUGAAUUUGACAGGAAGUGGAAUUACGGCUUCUGCGAUGACGCUUUGCCUUUCGUUUGUGCCAAGAGGAUCUGAACUCGGACCUGACAGCCGAAAAAACGUCACGUCUGACGAGGUCAGAGCCUCCACAGCCCGCUCCAGCAUCUGCAGUAAUUUUCCUCCAAAACAAAAAUCACAAAAAAUAUAAAGGACAGUUAUGGAUUCAUAUUUCUGUUAAAGAUUUAUUGCAAAAUUGUUAAAAAAAACCAACAUGAAUGAUGAACAUGAAGAAUCUGAAUGUGCUGAGCCUGUCAGUGUGCUCCCAAAUCACCAGCGUUAGCAUAGUCAUGAAAAACCUGGAAAACCUGGAUUUUGCAAGUAGAAAUUUCCAGGCCUGGAAAAGUUUUCCUGAAAGUUGUAGAAUUUCGUCAAAUCUGUAUAAUAACACACAAUGUUUUCAAGGACCGUCAGGAAUUUAAAAAUGCAAUGAUAAUAUUUUUUCUUUUUCUUUGU
Plectropomus leopardus (leopard coralgrouper) is the source of this 1604-nucleotide messenger RNA. RefSeq names its product eosinophil lineage-specific marker (gene eslec). The record is from RefSeq and is a predicted model, not a curated record. NCBI's taxonomy places the organism in Eukaryota, Metazoa, Chordata, Actinopteri, Perciformes, Serranidae.